This is a messenger RNA of Cyprinus carpio (common carp), 1676 nucleotides long. RefSeq names its product B-cell antigen receptor complex-associated protein alpha chain-like. The transcript is spliced from 2 exons. The record is from RefSeq and is a predicted model, not a curated record. Gene Ontology annotation, biological process: B cell receptor signaling pathway; B cell differentiation. Lineage: Eukaryota; Metazoa; Chordata; Actinopteri; Cypriniformes; Cyprinidae. Gene Ontology annotation, cellular component: external side of plasma membrane; B cell receptor complex. The coding region runs from base 710 to 994 and encodes 94 amino acids.
UUUAAAUGUAGUUUUUGGAAAACAUACCAUUUCAAAUUCAGUGAUAGACUUGUUAUCGCCUACAAAAGAACAAAAGUUUCCAUCCACAUGUCUGUGUUUUACCUCAGUGAAGCUGAUUUCCUCAAAGCAGCUGUUUCAAUUAGCAUCUUAUUGCUACCAGAGUCUAGAUUUUUCACCAGUUUUUACCCCUUUGUCUUUUUCAGUGUGACUUUCAAUUUUAAGGGUCUAAUUUAAUUUUACACUGUAUUAUUGUACACUGUACUGUAGUCUCGUCUAUACAGCAUUUUGUGGGUGGGAAGUGUAUGGUUUAGUUAAUAGAUUUAAACAUGCUGAUAUCAUGUGGACUGAAGUUAAUGCCUGUUGGGGGAAAAUCCAUAUAGUAAGCUGCUUUGAUAUAAGAGGGUUUUAAUCACAUAUGAGCAAAUCUUAAAGAAACCCCCGACGAUGGUCAUGGACUGUUUUGCACUCAAAUACUUUGUUCUGCUGUUUUGCCAUCCAAAAUUAUAACAUAUUAUUAAAUGGCUUUGGUUUAUUGUCCUUUGCAUAAGCUGUUGCCAACGCUGAUUUAGAAGGGCUGAAACUGGAGGUGGAUAAGCCGUUUGAGCGUGUGGUUCUCUCCCAUGAAGCCACCAUCCGUUGCUGCUACCACUGGAAUAAGAAACCCCAUUUCAACUGGAUCGUGAAUAUUCAGAACACCAGUGGUACCACAAUGCCCAGUUUAGUAAAUCUGCUCCGUUUGCUGGUUUUCAAGAGGGUCUGCCUCAAUGAUAUUGGCUUGUACCAGUGUAAACUGAAUCAUAACACUCUUCAAAUCUUUACCCAUGGAACCUUCCUUCAAGUAUACAAACCUUUGCAGAAAACCUUAAACCUCAGCGAGAGUGUGAAGAACAGCAUUAUUACAGCAUUAGCGGUGUUGCUGCUGAUAAGUGUAUUGAUCCCUGGCACCAUGCUCCUCUGUAAGGUCAGACACACUGAUUGUGUAAUGCUGAUUUAAUGUUGAUUCAACAUAUUGGAUGUAUUCCAUACAGCAUAUAAAAAGAAAACUGCACCACACACAACAUUAAACAAACAAAUGAAUAAAGUGAAUCCAUGAUGAUGACAGAUGUUCAACUUUAUUUCUCCAGUCAAAGAGACUGAAUGAACUGGAGAGGAAGAAAGAAAGGGAGGAAGAGAAUAUCUAUUCCCACUACAUUUUCUUUUUCUUAUUAUCAUGCUGCGUAUUCACAAAAGUGACCUUCACAUAUACUUGAACAGGGUCUAAACCUGGAUAAAUGCAACUCAGCUUACCAUCAAACUAAACACUCCAAUCAGCAAGGCCAGGAUGUGGCAAGCUGUGGAGAAGACAUUCAGCUUGAGAAGCCAUAGCUGGAGCUGGAGAAACAUGGAAAGGGACAAUGUUAACAAGAUAGACAGACAAUGGAAAAGUGAACCCUGUGUAUUAUUUGAGAUACAUUGUUUAAGUGGUGAUUUUAGCACUUCACGAGCCUCCUGUCAGUAUCUUGAAUCUCUCUUAAUAGUUUACAGAUAAGCUUUUUGUGUGUGUGUGUGUGUGUUAAUCAAACACAUCCACUAAUGAUUUGGAUGAAUUGUAUUAAACAUUUAGCAUUGUGUGGAUAUUUUGAUGAAUGUCACAUUUUAAGUGUGUCCUGAGGAAUAAAUAAUAAAUAGACACACUC